GUCUCUAUCUGAGGCAGGCGGGGUAUCAGAUGACAGACACGUCAAGAGUGUAGAGCGGAGCACUCGUGUGGAUUCCCAUCCACACUCCAUUCACGGCGCUGGCGAGAUUUUAAUCAAGCGUGAGCUAACCCUCGCAAGCGAAGCUAGCAUGAAAUCUCUCCGUCCUGACCAAGAUCAAAUGGAGCUACUCAAUCAGGGGGUGCCAUUAUUACCUCCGCCAUGCAAUUUCCACUAUCAAUAAUUUAAUCUCUUUGCGGCAUAAACCGAAAAAGGGGGCCGGGGGACGCAAGACAGAUUUGGACCAGACGGUGGGGGCUUUUUUUUUUUUUUUAAUUUUUAAUUUUAAAAGAAAAUUAAUCUCUCCAUCCCCAAAGCCAACACGCCGGAGCACAUUUGGGUGGGUGUUACAUCAAGACAUCUCUCAUGUGGCGCUCUUGGUGCUGACUUUUGCAAGUAGGCGUUUAAAAAAACAACCCAACAACGCAAAAGUUCCACCAAGUGAAAAGAGUGAUGACCAUCCUUUUCCUUACUAUGGUUAUUUCAUACUUCAGUUGCAUGAAAGCUGCCCCAAUGAAAGAAGUUAGCAUCAGAGGACAAGGCAGCUUGGCAUAUCCCGGUCUUCGGACACAGGGAACUCUGGAGAAUCUAGGUGGGUCCAAUGAUGCCUCAAGAGGAUUGACGUCUUUGGCAGACACUUUUGAACAUGUCAUAGAGGAGCUUCUGGAUGAGCAACAGGUUAUCCAGCCCAGCAAGGAGAAUAAGGAUGCAGACUUGUACUCAUCUCGGGUUAUGCUAAGCAGUCAAGUGCCUUUGGAGCCUCCACUGCUCUUUCUGCUUGAGGAGUAUAAAAAUUACUUGGAUGCUGCAAACAUGUCCAUGAGGGUCCGGCGUCACUCUGACCCUGCUCGCCGUGGAGAGUUGAGUGUGUGUGACAGUACUAGUGAGUGGGUCACAGCAGCUGAGAAAAAGACUGCGGUGGACAUGUCAGGGGCAACAGUUACAGUCUUGGAAAAAGUCCCAGUACCCAAAGGCCAACUGAAGCAAUAUUUUUAUGAGACCAAAUGCAACUCGAAGGGUUAUACAAAAGAGGGCUGCAGGGGCAUAGACAAGAGGUACUGGAAUUCCCAGUGCCGAACUACCCAGUCCUACGUGCGAGCUCUUACCAUGGAUAACAAAAAGAGAGUUGGAUGGCGGUUUAUAAGAAUAGACACUUCCUGUGUUUGUACACUGACCAUAAAAAGGGGAAGAUAGUGGAUUCAUGUUGUAUAGAUUAUAUUGAGACAAAAUUUAUCUAUUUGUAUAUAUACAUAACAGGGUAAAUUAUUCAGUAAGAAAGAAAAUAAUUUUAUGGACUGCAUGUAUAAAUGAAGUUUAUACAGUACAGUGGUUCCACAAUCUAUUUAUUGAACAUAUCCAUGACCUAAAGGGGAACAAAGGAGUAAAAAAAGAGAUCCAUUUGCGCACAACUUUGAGAGAGAGAAAAAUUUGCAUUACAUUCCUCUAACAUUGUGGUUUGUUGCCGUUGCCAAGAAUUGAAAACAUUUUUUUUUAAGUAAAAAAAAUAAAAUUGCAUGCUGCUUCAAUUGUGAAUUGAUGAUAAACUGUCCUCUUUCAGAAAAAAAAAUUGAACCAAAACAUUCCGUUUACAUUUUAGACAGUAUCUUUAUUCCUGUUAGUAGUAUAUCUGUUUACUGCUUUUAAAUUCUUCUGGUAGCGUUGGAAUUAAAACAAUGUCAAGGUGCUGUUGUCAUAGCUUUACUGUUGAUUUUUUUUUUUUUUAAUUUCAAAUUUCCCACAUGGUUUUAAAAGAGGGGAGAACUCCCUGUCAUCACCAUAUAUGUUCUGGAUAAAACAAAUUUGGGUUUUUUGUAUGUUGUGAAGGUGUUUGCAAUAUCAAAUCAGACUUAUGAAAAAAAUAAUAAAAAAGAGGCAACUGAAAAAGA
This is a messenger RNA of Hemicordylus capensis (graceful crag lizard), 1943 nucleotides long. RefSeq names its product brain derived neurotrophic factor (gene BDNF). The record is from RefSeq and is a predicted model, not a curated record. Lineage: Eukaryota; Metazoa; Chordata; Lepidosauria; Squamata; Cordylidae. The transcript is spliced from 2 exons. Gene Ontology annotation, biological process: nerve development; neuron projection morphogenesis; regulation of neuron differentiation. Gene Ontology annotation, molecular function: nerve growth factor receptor binding; growth factor activity. The coding region runs from base 511 to 1251 and encodes 246 amino acids.